CCCUAAGCUAGCGGCGCCCGAGAGGUGGUGGGAUACUGGAGGACUGAAAGAACCGCUACUGCAGUUAGAGCAUCAAAUCACAGGGUUGGAUACUGUCACCUUUUAAGAAUUAAUGAAUACACAGGGAAAUGUGAGCUGAGGACACGCAACACUGUAUCUGUAUGGCAUUUUAAACACGAUCUCAACGGAGGGAGCUGAGCUCUUCCAUCAUGAUUUGGCCAUCAUGUAAGUGCUUAUUUGUCUGGAGGCGCUGAGCGUGAUGCAGCGGCGAGACAGGAGCGGCCGGUCCGCCACCAUGGCCGUUUCCAGCAGCUGAGCGCCGCCUGCACGGAGCCACGAACAUGAACACCUAAACUUCCAAAUGGAGCUAUCACAUCCUUCAGCUGAAAUUAAAGAAACAUAAGUUUGGAAACGUUCUAGCCAGAAUGAGAUAAUAACGUUACGGGUGAAAUGCAGUGAUUUGCCCAAUUAUUGUACCAACUCCACGAUAAAUCAUGACAACUCCGGCUCUUUUACCACUGUCUGGCCGGAGGAUACCAACCCUCGCGCCCGGGGCUUCUUCGUUCCCUUAUCACCGGGCCACGCUACGACUCUCCGAGAAGUUCAUCCUCCUCCUGAUCCUCAGUGCCUUCAUCACCUUGUGCUUCGGAGCGUUCUUCUUCCUCCCCGACAACUCUAAACACAAACGAUUUGACCUGGGACUGGAGCAUAUGCUGAUACCACACAUUGACUCCAGCAAGGAGGGAAGGUUGUCUGGUGGUCCAGUAAUCCAUGGACAGGGGCUUCACGAUGAGCACCGACACAGGGAGGAGGAGGAGAGCCUGAGGAGCAAGAUCCGAGCAGACCAUGAGCGUGUCCUGGAGGAGGCCAAAGAAAAGCUAAGGAAAUCUCGUGAGCAGCUGCGGGCUGAGAUUCAGACUGAGAAAAACAAGGUAGCAGAGCAGCUCAAAGUGAAGGAUGGUGCUGGAAAGCCCCUGCCACCUGUACCUAUGCCCAAACUCGUGGGCAUCAACGACGGAGACCCAGGGGACCCUGAAGUUAAGGAGAAGCGAGACAAGAUCCGAGAGAUGAUGAAGCAUGCAUGGGACAGCUAUAGGCAGUAUGGCUGGGGGCACAACGAACUGAAGCCUCUCUCCAAAAAAGGACAUUCUACCAAUAUUUUUGGAAAUUCUCAGAUGGGAGCCACCAUUGUGGAUGCCCUGGACACCCUUUACAUCAUGGGCCUUCACAGUGAAUUUAAAGAAGGACAAGAGUGGAUUCAGCAGAACCUGAACUUCAGUGUAAAUGCAGAGGUGUCUGUCUUUGAGGUCAACAUCCGUUUCAUUGGUGGACUGCUGGCAGCCUAUUACCUGUCAGGACAGGAGGUUUUCAAGGUCAAGGCGGUCCAGUUGGCUGAAAAGCUGCUGCCUGCAUUCAACACCCCCACUGGAAUACCAUGGGCCAUGGUCAAUCUGAAGAGCGGUGUGGGAAGGAACUGGGGUUGGGCUUCAGCGGGAAGCAGCAUCCUCGCAGAAUUUGGAACCCUCCAUAUGGAGUUUGUUCACCUGUCCUACCUCACUGGAAACCCUGCUUACUUCCAGAAGGUGAUCCACAUACGUAAACUUCUGGCUAAAAUGGACCGGCCCAAUGGACUUUACCCCAACUAUCUGAAUCCCCGAACUGGCCGCUGGGGGCAGCACCACACCUCUGUUGGAGGACUAGGUGACAGUUUCUAUGAGUACCUGCUAAAAGCCUGGCUCAUGUCUGACAAAACUGACACUGAAGCCAGAAGGACGUACGAUGACGCCAUCGAGGCUAUCGAGCGUCACCUUAUCCGCAAGUCAAAUGGUGGGUUGACUUUCAUUGGGGAGUGGAAGAAUGGACACCUGGAGCGGAAGAUGGGUCACCUGACCUGCUUCGCUGGGGGCAUGUUUGCCCUUGGAGCUGAUGGUUCACCUAAUGACAAGGCUGGCCAUUACCUGCAGCUUGGUGCUGAGAUUGCCCACACCUGCCAUGAGUCCUAUGACCGCACAGUGCUGAAGCUUGGCCCAGAAGCCUUUAAAUUUGACAGUGGCUUGGAAGCAGUGGCUGUUCGUCAGAACGAGAAGUACUACAUCUUACGGCCAGAGGUUAUCGAGACUUACUGGUACAUGUGGAGAUUCACUCAUGACCCCAAGUACAGGCAGUGGGGCUGGGAGGCGGCACAGGCAAUUGAUAAACACUGCAGAGUGAGUGGGGGAUUCUCCGGCAUUAAAGACGUCUACUCGUCCACCCCUACUUACGAUGAUGUCCAGCAGAGCUUCUUUCUUGCAGAGACGCUUAAGUACCUGUACCUGCUGUUCUCCAGCGACGACCUCCUUCCCCUGGAUAACUGGGUGUUCAACACAGAGGCCCACCCCCUGCCUGUGCUCCGCCUGGGGAACAUCACAUUGCCGGGGAGCAGCGCCGUGCAGUAGGGACAGCCACCAUCCCGCGCUUACAGGCAGCUCAGAGUAAGCGAGAGCCUCAGAAAAGAGCCACACGUCUCUCGGCCCUUCUUUGAGACGACAAGAACGUUUUGCGACUACAAAGUAAGGAGUCACUCUUGUUCCUGCCAUGUUAUGUGCUGCCUUUUUUGCUCCACAUGAGCCCUGUUGACCACUCCCAGUUGCUACACUUGACCAAACGGACCAGGAACGUGGAAGGAUGCAAAGAUGCCCGAGAACUGACAGACAGAGACAUUUCUGCGGAGAGACCUGUACGUGGUAGACGAGUGGGUGGACUGGGGUACACCAGGAUUCGGGAGGCUGUGAUGAAUGUUGGUGUUUUCUGAAUGCGACUGGCCGGCUCUCCCAGAUAUCAGUGUUAACAUAACAUAACUUCCUGUUUACUCCUGACAGUGACAUUGAUGUGCUACUGAACUUACUGGAACAUCACCCUCUGUCUGACUUCAGCUGGAGGAUGUAAUAAUUGUUCUAAUAUUGUAGAAUAUCCUACUUAUUUCUCCCUGUGUUUGUUCCAAGUGACUUUGGGAUAUUUUUAGGAGGAAGAUGGACUUUUCAUAGGUGGAAAAUUAAGCUUCCAGAGUGGCAUUUUUGGUGAGUUUUUUUUUUGCCACUUAUAUAGUCCACCUCCUCUUGAAAAAUACAUGAAAACUGCCUGAAUACACUGUAUACAGUAAUUGCUAUGUAAUGCAGGGCUUUAUGUGGAUAGGGGAUUCCUUCAGAUAAAUCAUAUAUACUGCAUUAUUUUGGGUAAAUUUUUGCUUUUCACCUGCUUUAUUAUUCCGCUUUUCUUGAUCUUGCAACCCCAGAAGGUGGUAUGACCAAGUAUGGCCUGAUCCUAGAGUAAAACAUUAAUUUUGCCAAUAUAUUAAUCUUUGAUUAGGGACCAAAACCUGUCUGGGAUCAGUUGAUUAUUACUUUUUGGCACAGCCUUAUGUUUAGUAAUCUUGUUAUUUCAGUUGUAGUUCUGCGAUUGAAAAAAUAUUGCACUGUCUGUGGGGGAGGACAUGAAACUAAGAUGGUACUUUUACUUUGGCAAAAAAAGGUGCAUGAAGAGCUGUUAAGUGAUUCCAACUUUAUAAUAUCUGAACAUGGUUGGUUAAAAAUAAAUCUUUAAGGUGAGUCAAACACGUGAUGGAGUGGCAAAAAUCUUCUAAACUGCAGUGCCAGAUUCCCCAUGUAUACCAUUAAUGAUAUUACACUUAUUCAGUUAUGCAAUGUGUAGCCCGUGCACAUAGGAAUGGGUUGAUAUUUUUUAUUUUUAUAGCAAUGUCUCCCAACCCGUUCUCAAAAGAAUCAUGUCAACAUAUACAUCACUUCAGCAGUGCAUGUAGCACUUACAAACCUUGUUUGUUUGGAGUGUAAAUGCAGGAGCAGCAGCAAAAUAGUUUUCCAAGCUUCAGAACCCAGCUGACAAUAGAUUGUCAGGUAAAAAUUUUGUGUAUGGAAAAAACAAAUCAGUGAGCACUAUCAACCCACAAGAGUCCUACACCUGUGGGACCUGCUGCGGAAGAGCUGGGAACAUGUCACCUCAUUUCCCAAUCAAACUAGAUUCCCGCAAGCAUGCUCAUGUAUAUUUACAUUUAUUCAUUUAGCAGACAUUUAUGUGGAGAAGACAGCAGACGUUUGUAGGACAUUUGUAUACAAAGCUGAGUUUCACUCAUUAAUGUAAUUAACUGUCUGCUAAGGGUCAUGAAGUUCUGCUAGUUUGUGACUGACCUGGGUGUUGUGUUAGAGCAGUGUUUUUUGUUCUCAUUGCUGUGAACAGAAGGCAGUCAGAACUCUAGCUGCUAGAAGUGGUAAUGUAAUGCACAAGUACUGAAGGCCCCACAAACCUAACUUGGCAGAACAACAGGAGAGUCCAAAUCCUCCUUGAAUAUAUAAUGGAUCAAGGUGAGCUAACCUUCCCCUCUUGCUUGUCCCCAACUCAAUACAUCAUCAUCCAACUACUUAAAUGUCAAUGUUUGUUUUAUGCUUUCCAGACCACUUGUGGAAAUGGUUUUAGAUCCCCCCCACCCUGUAAUGAGAACUACAUUUUCGGAAGGUCUAAAUUUGCUGUCUGCUCUGUUCUCUCACUAGCAGGAAUCAUAAUGGGAGCAUAGUUUCCCCAUAGUUAAUUACUGCAGGAGUUUUUAUGAUAGCAUAUGGAUUUAUAUUCCUCAAAGGUGCAGUAAGUAAAAAUUUUGUAACCAUUACGUAACUAAGAACAGGUCUAUACUGCUCCCAAUUCAUCAUUCAGAAAUAUUUGUAUGUUCUGUAUCUCUGGGGCCUACUUAUUUUUCCUUUCCUUGUUUAUUCAGUAAUAUAGAGCCGUUCUUUUGGUUCAGAUUCAAGCUGAGGAUGUCCUGUUUUAAAAAAAAAAAAAAA
Messenger RNA from Scleropages formosus (Asian bonytongue), 4829 nucleotides. Its product is annotated as mannosyl-oligosaccharide 1,2-alpha-mannosidase IB-like. The record is from RefSeq and is a predicted model, not a curated record. Gene Ontology annotation, cellular component: Golgi membrane; extracellular exosome; endoplasmic reticulum. Gene Ontology annotation, molecular function: mannosyl-oligosaccharide 1,2-alpha-mannosidase activity; calcium ion binding. Bases 495 to 2435 code for a protein of 646 amino acids. Lineage: Eukaryota; Metazoa; Chordata; Actinopteri; Osteoglossiformes; Osteoglossidae. The transcript has 14 exons. Gene Ontology annotation, biological process: carbohydrate metabolic process; mannose trimming involved in glycoprotein ERAD pathway.